AUGGCCGAUUUGCAAGGACGCAAGGUCUUCAAGGUCUUCAACCAGGACUUCAUCGUCGACGAGAGAUACACCGUCACCAAGGAGCUCGGCCAGGGAGCUUAUGGCAUUGUCUGCGCCGCCGUAAACAACCAGACUCAAGAGGGCGUUGCCAUCAAGAAGGUCACAAAUGUUUUCAGCAAAAAGAUCCUCGCCAAGCGCGCAUUGCGCGAGAUCAAGCUGCUCCAGCAUUUCAGGGGACAUCGCAACAUUACCUGCCUGUAUGAUAUGGACAUUCCCCGACCCGAUAACUUCAACGAGACCUACCUCUACGAAGAGCUGAUGGAAUGCGACCUGGCGGCCAUCAUCCGAUCCGGCCAGCCCUUGACCGACGCCCACUUCCAGUCCUUCAUCUACCAGAUCCUCUGCGGUCUCAAGUACAUCCACUCCGCCAACGUCCUGCACCGCGACCUGAAGCCCGGUAACUUGCUCGUCAAUGCCGACUGCGAACUCAAGAUUUGCGAUUUCGGUCUGGCACGUGGUUUCUCCGUCGACCCCGAAGAGAAUGCUGGUUACAUGACGGAGUACGUCGCCACAAGAUGGUACCGUGCCCCCGAGAUCAUGUUGAGCUUCCAAAGCUACACCAAAGCUAUUGACGUUUGGUCGGUUGGCUGCAUUUUGGCCGAGCUACUCGGCGGCCGCCCUUUCUUCAAGGGCCGUGACUAUGUCGACCAGCUGAACCAGAUUCUGCACAUUCUUGGAACCCCCAACGAGGAGACUCUCUCCCGCAUCGGUUCGCCCCGUGCCCAGGAAUAUGUCCGCAACUUGCCCUUUAUGCCCAAGAAGCCUUUCCCCAGCCUGUUCCCCCAGGCCAACCCUGACGCCCUCGACCUCCUCGACCGCAUGCUGGCCUUCGACCCCUCGAGCCGUAUCAGCGUCGAGCAGGCCCUCGAGCACCCCUAUCUUCACAUCUGGCACGACGCGUCCGACGAGCCCGACUGCCCCACGACAUUCAACUUCGACUUUGAAGUUGUCGAGGACGUCGGCGAGAUGCGCAAGAUGAUCUUGGACGAGGUCUACCGCUUCCGCCAGUUGGUCCGCACCGUCCCCGGAGCUACCCAGGCUGGCGGGCAGGCCGCUGGCCAGCAGGGCGGUGCUAGCCAGGUUCCCAUCCCAUCAGGAAACCCUGGGUGGACUUCCUCGGACCCCAGACCGCAGGAGUACGCUGGCCAGGGAGGUGGCUUGGAGGCCGACCUUGCCGGUGGCCUCGAUCACCGGAGAUAG
Messenger RNA from Colletotrichum higginsianum IMI 349063, 1260 nucleotides. Its product is annotated as Mitogen-activated protein kinase. The transcript has 5 exons. Gene Ontology annotation, cellular component: nucleus; cytoplasm. NCBI's taxonomy places the organism in Eukaryota, Fungi, Ascomycota, Sordariomycetes, Glomerellales, Glomerellaceae. Gene Ontology annotation, molecular function: MAP kinase activity; ATP binding. Gene Ontology annotation, biological process: protein phosphorylation; intracellular signal transduction. The coding region runs from base 1 to 1260 and encodes 419 amino acids. The record is from RefSeq and is a predicted model, not a curated record.